Molecule: messenger RNA, 2439 nt
Organism: Klebsormidium nitens
Lineage: Eukaryota; Viridiplantae; Streptophyta; Klebsormidiophyceae; Klebsormidiales; Klebsormidiaceae
Source: the annotation of a GenBank genome assembly
CACGUUUCAAUCCUCAACAGGAAACAAGAAAGGCGCUGAAACCUGCAUGAUGCUUUUAAUUUAGGGGCACCGCACAUGCCCAAAACCUAAAUCCUUGUUGGAGCAGUCUUCAGCAGCUGCGACAGAAGCCGUGAGAGGAAAGGGACACUCUAAUUCGUGAGGCCCUGACAGAGGCAGUAGGAGGGUGGCUCUUUAGAGGCAGUCACCUGCACCAUUUUUUGGAAGAAGGUGCACAUGACGAUCUGUCAGCCUGAUGCGAAAUAACCUGCUCCUCUCAGAAUCCAUAAACCCAUUGAACCCAAGCUCCACGUGGUCGCAAAGGGCAGCAAUCAAAGUACUUGAGGUUUGCUGACUCUUACGGCAAUAAGACAAAAGCCGCUAUGGAUCCGGCAGUGCUUGUGCAGGGCCUGAGGAGCACCUUCAGAACUGGCAAGACCAGGCCGUUUGAAUGGAGGAAGCAGCAGCUAAGGGCAAUGAUCAAGAUGGUGCGGGCAAACGAAAAGGCGCUGUGUGAUGCUGUCUUUAAAGAUUUGGGAAAGCCGCCCUUCGAGACCAUCAUAGCAGAGUUGAAUGGGGUCUGCAAUGUUGCGGGGGAGAUGAUCCAGAAUCUUCCCAAGUGGAUGAAACCACAAACGACUGCCGGGAAUGUCUUGGUAUUCCCGUCCACAAACGAGAUCUAUGCGGAGCCGCUCGGGGUUUGCUUGGUCAUUGCUCCAUGGAAUUAUCCAGCUCUGCUGGCGCUUGAGCCCAUGAUUGGUGCACUCGCCGCUGGCAACACCGUCCUUCUCAAGCCUUCGGAGAUUUCAGCGCACACGUCCGCCCUUCUUUCGGAGCUCAUCCCCAAGUACCUGGACACUGAGGCUGUCAAGGUGUUUGAGGGGGGGGUCCCGGAGACCACCGCAGUGCUGGCUCAGAAGUUUGACCAUAUCUUCUACACAGGGGGCACAGCGGUGGGCAAAAUCAUCAUGGCGGCCGCCGCCAAGCACCUGACGCCGGUCGUUCUUGAACUGGGAGGGAAGAGCCCCGCUUAUGUGGACUCCGUAGGAGACUACAUGACCGUGGCGCGCCGUAUGUUGGGAGGGAAGCUGCUAAACGCCGGUCAGACGUGCACUGCCCCCGAUUACGUCCUAGUCCAGGAGGCCAACGCAGACAAGCUGAUUGAGGCGUUGAAGAAAGUUGUGGACGAGUUUUACGUCGGCAACCCCGAGAAGUCCGCCGACUUUGCGCGCAUCAUCAGCGCGCGGCAGUGGCAGCGGCUUGUGGACCAACUAGACACGCCACAAAACAAAAAGUGCAUCGUGUACGGAGGGGAGCGCAACGAGGCCACCAAAUAUAUUGCUCCUACAUUCCUGAAGAACGUGCCCGAAGAUUCCAAGCUUAUGCAAGAAGAGAUCUUCGGGCCCAUCCUUCCGAUCCAAAUCGUUCGCGACAUGCACCAUGCAACCGAGUACAUUCUGGAGCGGCCCAAGCCCCUCUCGCUGUACGUUUUCACGGACAAGAAGGACGUGGCGGAGCACUUCAUCCACAACACGUCGUCCGGCUCCAUUUGCGUCAACGACACAGUCGUCCAAGUUAGCGUGGCCGGACUUCCGUUCGGCGGAGUCGGAGACAGCGGAAUGGGUGCAUAUCACGGUAAAUACACCUUUGAAACCUUCAGCCACAAGAAGGCGGUCUGCCGGAAGGUUCUCGCCUUCGAUGCUGACAUCCGGUACCCUCCAUACACCCCCAAGAAGCAAAGCAUUACUCGGACUCUGAUGAGGGGUGAUUACUGGGGUGUGCUCCUAGCCGUCCUUGGACUCAGAAAGGUUUGCGAUUGAGAACGCUUGAAAGGACGACCAGGUUACAGUAGUUUGGUUGAGAUUGUGUACUUCGACUUAAAGCAUACUUGUAAGGGGGUUGUUCAGCAAACGAGGGCGUCUGAUACAUACGAAGAAGAACACGUCAAGCUUGUGAGAAGAGAGCAUGGAAGCGGUCCGUGCUCCAUGUACAGUUUCCAUUGGGUUAAGUAAAUUGCUAGCGGCAGGAAAAUGACGCCGUUUCAUACAUGAACGGGCAGUGACGAGAUUGACAGUGCUUUGAGUAGAAAAGAAAUGCACAUAUAGUACAGCUUAGGUUCGAACACGUUGACAGUGAGAUGACGAAGGUUGUCUUGGGGUACUGUCAGUCAAGAUAUGCGCCAUUAUCUUCCACCGCUUGUUGUGGUCCCAGCACGUGCGUACCAGCUUCAGGCAGGCAGGCUCAAGAUACGGGUGCCCAUGCACUAAGCCGGCCAAUUUGCGCCCUACACGAACUUCAACGCACCACUCAUCAUCCACUUAUAGCAGUAUCAGGGUCUUCUUUUAUUAUCCCCGAUUUCUACGUGCUUCAGCGACUCCUUGGAUGCAGUCCCUGUGGUUGCGGUCGGGCGGCCCGAGCACCCAGUUUCACUUUAUGACUUUG